CACACAUACCCACGUCCCCUCACCCACACAGAGGCCAUUGCAGCAGCUCGACCCAUCACCUACCCUCCAGUUCGUAUUUUAACAUCCUCUUCAGUGGUGCAAUUGUCAACUCUUCAGCUGAAAUGUCGCAUCUAGUCGGCCCCGAGACAGAUCUCUCGUCUCUGAAUGAUCUUCAAAGGCUAGAGCUGGCACAGAAGAUCAAAGAUGAGAGCAACGCCACGCAGGCUCUCAUUGGACCAGCAGAGCCCAUCGAGGUCUUGGAAAAGGAGUACGCAGGGGGAGAGGGAGUAGAGCAGUUCGUCGCAAAGGCCAGAUGGCUCAGGGAUGUAGGCGACUUCAUUGCCCUGCGAAGGACGAGGGGGGAUGGAGAUUGCUUCUACAGAUCAUUUGCCUUUGCGUUCAUUCAAAGGCUGCUUCACUUCAACGAUCGUCCCAUGCACCACUUCAUUCUCAAGCAUGUUGAAGACACAAAGAGCCUUCUGAAGCAAGCAGGCUUCGACGAGUCUGUCUACGUAGACUUCUACAACCCAUUCCACGACCUUCUCCUACGCAUGCACACAACAGACCCUCAGGUUUCUGAGCUCACAGACGCCGACCUUCAAAGGGCCUUCAACGACCCAGAGACAAGCAACAGCAUCGUCGUAUACCUUCGACUGCUGACCAGUGCUUACCUCAAGCUCAACGAGGAAGACUUUCUGCCCUUCCUCUUCACCCUUGAAGACGAAUACCAGAGCAGCUUCGAUGGUGGACCGCCCACAAUGGAGAAGUUCUGCGCCAACCAAGUCGAAGCCAUCGGUAAGGAGGCCGACCACGUACAGAUCGCAGCCCUGUCGCGCUGUCUGAAGGUGUCGCUAGAUGUAGCCUACCUCUCGCGUAGUGGUGCGCCGCCAGCGACUCCCCUUGCUGAGGAAUACGAUGAGACGCAAGCGAUGCAAGUGCCUGGCCAUGAGGCAGAGGCUCAGAGGGCCAAGGACGAUGCUACGCAUUGUGACAUCGUUCACUUUGAGAUUCCUGGCGCAGUGGCGCACAUUGACAUCGGAACGCUACUAUUCCGUCCCGGCCAUUAUGAUAUUCUGAUAAAUGCGCCGGAGGUGGCAAGUCCCGAAAUUGUCAUCCCGAGAGCCAAGUAGACGUGCACGAAAGCAAAGCAGAGAUAGACACACAGCAAGACCUAAGCGAGGAUGUGAGCAGGG
This is a messenger RNA of Microstroma glucosiphilum, 1193 nucleotides long. Its product is annotated as cysteine proteinase. Gene Ontology annotation, biological process: protein K48-linked deubiquitination. Gene Ontology annotation, cellular component: nucleus. Gene Ontology annotation, molecular function: cysteine-type deubiquitinase activity; ubiquitin binding. The record is from RefSeq and is a predicted model, not a curated record. NCBI's taxonomy places the organism in Eukaryota, Fungi, Basidiomycota, Exobasidiomycetes, Microstromatales, Microstromataceae. Bases 123 to 1130 code for a protein of 335 amino acids. The transcript is spliced from 4 exons.